Molecule: messenger RNA, 291 nt
Organism: Plectropomus leopardus (leopard coralgrouper)
Lineage: Eukaryota; Metazoa; Chordata; Actinopteri; Perciformes; Serranidae
Source: RefSeq, a predicted model, not a curated record
ACGGCUACCCACGGGACGAGAUCGUGUACAAGUGGAGCCGCAACUCAGUGGAGACCUCGGACCAGAAAUACUGGAGGCUUUACCAGUUUGAUUUCAUGGGGCUCCGAAACACCACGGACGUGCUCACGACGACAGCAGGCGACUACGUGGUGAUGACCGUGUUCUUUGACCUCAGCAGACGGAUGGGCUACUUCACCAUCCAGACCUACAUCCCCUGCAUCCUGACUGUGGUCCUCUCCUGGGUGUCCUUCUGGAUCAAGAGCGACGCCACGCCCGCAAGAACGGCUCUGG